AUGCCACAGUUACUUACAUUUGACCAUGGUGUCCGAUCACGCGGUGAUGGCUUUAUCAAGACCCCAUCGUCUGGGAUGUGGCAGUGUACACUCCUGCUUGAUCGAAUCUUGCAGGAAGAAAAAGAAAACAAUAACACAAUUUAUAGGGCGGAUGAGAAAAUUAUUCAGAAUAUGGAUCGUCAACAGUUGUUGAUGCUGCAAAAUCCAAAAAAGUCUGCCACUAUUUUACCGGGUCACUUCCAUCCAUUUCCCCGACAGUUUCAACUUAUCUCCACCAGUAGCAGGUAUCUUUGCAGCAUUCUUGUUGCAGAGCGUUCACACACAGCAAAUGAUAUUCAAAUUAUUUCUCUACAAAAAAUAUCAGCAAAGAUUAAGCUCUCUGAAGGUGUAGGUGUUGUCUUUGCAUCUGCAGCGGAGGGAAGCUGGGCAGACAUACUUUCGUUUAUGCACCAAUCACCCAUGUGCCUUAUUGAUGAAGUAAGUCGGGUAGCAGUAUGGAAACUGGAAUGGGAAUCCCCAUAUGAAAAUGGUAUUGAUCUCAGCAGUGUUUUCUUUUGGCGAGUUACAUCAUCAUUACCAAUUUUUGAAAAAGUAGAAUGUGCCUUUGGGAAGGAAGAAAUGGUAUACAUUGCGGUGGGUAAAGCGAGAGGCGCCUUACACACACCACCAGACCGCAAACUUUUAAAACCAAUGGAUCCACCACCGCUACUUCCAAAGCCACCACGAGAGGAGAGUCUGCGAGAUACACUUGGGCAACGAAAUUUAUCAACAGAGUUUAUAGAGGCCCAAGGAAGUCAUGUGGAUGUGAGAGAAAAAGAAAGUGAAGAAGUGUCAAGAGUAACCGCAACAGUAACUGCAGUGGAGGUAGCACAACUCCAAGAAAGUAAAGUGCGACCACCGACUUAUGCGGAGAUUCUCAUGAAAAAUGCACGGGUACAAAGACGCGAAAAGAAGAUUCCAAAUGAUCCUUUGUAUGAUUGGUGUCAGCGUCUUUUUAAACUCAGGGAUGAGUUCCCAUGUGAUAUCUGCAGUGAUGCAGCCCUGCAAUUCGCAAAGGGUCAUGUUUCGCAGCAACACCAACAACAACGACAAAAACAACAACCGCAGCAGUUGCAGAAACGUGAUACAGGUAAUGGUGGAUCCAUUGAUACACUGAUGAUGGCCACUCUGAAAGAAUUUCUGUGUGAUGUGUUACUUGAGAUUUCAUGGUGUCAAGUGUUGAAACAACGUGAUGGACGUGAUAUUACAGUACUACUACAGGAGUGUACAGAGACAGCUGAAGUGGUUGGAAAGGAAUUGCAAAAUUGGUCAAGUAGCUCGAUAAUGCUGCAGUUUCCAUGUCGUAUUCAACAACUACGUCUUGUUCGCCACAGAUGCUUUGCGUUGGUACUACUUGGACAGCCAGUGGGUCCUGCUUUACUGCAAGAGGCACUGCGAUUGAGCAAACGACUAUUGGGGUUACUGCGUGAUUUACCACAGGAGGAACGUGAUUUCUCUGUUCGUGCCGAUCACACCAGCACGGGACAAGUUGUCUGUGGUGUGUUGAGUGCAGCUCUUGCGUUGAUGGAGGUAUCGUUGCUUGUACAGAGAAGUGGGGCACUGCGGGAUGAUAUGACGUGUAUCGCCGGAUUGUUGCUGUUGUGGCUUCGUGAUGCAACGACAAAUUCAACGAACGUUUUUACACUUCCGGCUGCACUGCUUGCACGUGUGAGUGAGGCUGCUGCUGCAAAGAGUGGCGGUCGUUUGAAUGGACUGCUGCGGCGUUGUGAAGAUGUUGGCUGUUUAAAUGGACUGCAGUCCAACAGUGAGAGCGGGAGCGGGACGGCGGGUCUCUGCUGCGGGAUUGUGAGGCCCGCGUGGUGCAGUGCCGUGUUUGAUCAACGGUUUGCACGAGCGUUGGCACUUGUCAGACGGUGUGAAUCUCCAAUAACAACAACAAUAACAGUAGCGGCGAAACGGAAAGAGAGAAAUUAUAAGAAAGAAUGA
Trypanosoma theileri is the source of this 1986-nucleotide messenger RNA. RefSeq lists its product as uncharacterized. Bases 1 to 1986 code for a protein of 661 amino acids. The transcript has a single exon. The record is from RefSeq and is a predicted model, not a curated record. NCBI's taxonomy places the organism in Eukaryota, Euglenozoa, Kinetoplastea, Trypanosomatida, Trypanosomatidae.